Molecule: messenger RNA, 3003 nt
Organism: Penicillium odoratum
Lineage: Eukaryota; Fungi; Ascomycota; Eurotiomycetes; Eurotiales; Aspergillaceae
Exons: 2
Coding region: 1-3003 (1000 amino acids)
Biological process (GO): regulation of mitotic cytokinesis
Molecular function (GO): GTPase activator activity
Source: RefSeq, a predicted model, not a curated record
AUGGAGCACAUAUCUACGCUCUGUGCCCUGAGCACCAUCGGCAUUGCAUCCACUGGCCUCGCACUCGGUCGGGUCGAACGAACUAAACGAAGUCUUUUACGGCGCAAGACUCUACCUUACGAUCAAUCACUACCAAAACUCACCGAAUCCAUCCCAGUUGAUGUUCGGCCCGAAACCUCUCGAUCGGGACGACCCAGCCCCGCGGGGGGCUGGGCACCGAAUGAGCAUGUAACCGACAGCGAUGGUUCGCGGGGUAAUAAAUCCCAAGGGCUGGACCUACGAAGAGCAUCGCUGUCCUUUGGCGCAGCCAGGCUUCGUCGUCGCGGUCAAACUCUAACUAACCCUCCCCUACGCAUUCCUGAAAAUGAAUCAACCGAGUCGCACUCGCGCCGACCUUCCUCCGGUUGGUUAAGACGAUUAUCAAUGGCCUCCUUUCAGACAGACAGUCCCGCGACCAAUAGUCCUGUAACACCGUCCUUCAAUGGAUCUGAGAGCCCAAUCUUUCCCCGUCCGAACAGCCAACGCAGGUCUUCCAACAAACUUGUCAAGCGCACGUCUUCGCAGCAUUCCAAUAUACAUCCUCUCUUUGUCAGCACAUCUGUGUCCCCCAUGUCGGGCUUGCGCAGACCGGCCACCAGCUAUCAGCGGUCGGAAACGAUGCGGUUGCAGUCCCCUGUGUCCGAUUUCGAAUCACGGUACUCCGACCCGUACUCGGUCGAGUUACCAGCGAUCGAGGAUUUCGGAAUCGAAUCUCAAGACAAUUGGACGCCAUAUUUCCUCCCCAGGGUAGAGGGGUUUUCCGAAAAACUUGCCCGAAGACUACCCGCGAGCAACACAAAAGCUUCAAGUGUGCGCCGAAUAACUUCUGACCAGGACAGUUUGCCAGCACUGGUCCUGGCAACUUCCAUCACAACCAAGGGUUAUACUUCUUCAAACCACCAGUCUGUGCCUACCUCACCGGUGAUAUUCCGUAAUCCAUUCCAGACCGAGACUAAUGCGGACCAAAUCACUCCUUUGCCAACUCCCCCACCAGAGAAACGGGCUCACAAGCACUCUUACUCAUUGAAUGAUGUAGAGCCUAAGAAGAUUGUGGUGAACACGGUGACCGCAUCUGGUACUCCUAUUAUCGGGCGGCCCCGUGGUGGCUCGUUGAAGCGCGUGAAGGGAAGGACAUUUUCCAUUCCUAGGUCAGAGCUGCCAAAGCUAGAAAACACAAUCCAAGGCUCAACUCCAGCACCCCGGCAAAGACGGAAUAUCACUGAUCCCAGUGUCUUUCGUCGACCGCAAGCUCUGUCCCCGCCAGGCCUGUCGCUAUCCACCUUCGGGAGAGACGCUUCUGUUGGGCCUCGAUCGGUGUCGCAAGAUUACAACAUUGGCCUCCCGCGGCAUCGGCCGCUGACUUCAGAUGCUGUUGCUCUGUCAACUUGGCAACACUCCUGUAGACCAGAGAGCAACACGUACUCCUCUCUACGUCGACGUCCGAAGCGGCACUCCAUCACGGCAUCAGACCCCUCCUCUACAGUGAUCGGCUCUGAUGACACACGUGUGUUCACUUCCGGUGAUGAGUAUGAGACUGAUAUUAUGACGGAUUACUGGGAUUCAAUUCGGACGCGUGGGACCAGUGGGAGCGGAUUGAAAGGUCUGCGUAUCGAGACAAUGUUUGACAAGGCAGGGACCCGGCUGUGCAAUGAGGAAAUCACGACCCUGGAGGAUCUCCUCCCACGGGGUUCAUUUGCAUCGCGUAUGGAAAGAGAUCCGCCACUCUUCUCGGAUUCCCUUCUCCCUGCAGCCCCUGUUCACAUCAACGGCAUCGCGUCUCUAUCUGGGGAUGACGAAGAAACAUGCAGCAUGAUUGGAUCACCGCCUGGUGAAACAGACGGUUUUUCCUCUCGCUCUCCCCUGGCCAUUCCUUUAUCGGAACAAAGAUCCUCUGGUCUUCCUCCUGCCAUGUUGUCGGAUUCCCCCAUCGAAGACUUGCACUUGAGCCAAAAGAUGAACAUUUUUGACUGGUCGGAGCAGUCGCGUACUGAUCGUGAUAUGUCAGACUUGGAUGCACGACCAAGGACGGUGCAUGGAAAGCAGAACGGUAUUGACAGAGGAAGCCGAGCGGCCUGUCGCAAGGUUCCCUCCGCCAUCCAUCUUCGGAGCCAAAGUGUGCCCGUAGCACGAGAGAUCGCCCCGAAUGAUUCCCGUCAGACAUCUGGUAAAUUCGGCACGUGGGGUCUGGGUAGUAAAGGGGUCAGCGAAGACUGGGACAGUGAUUUCGACUUUGAAGAUGACGCCGAGGAGGCUACCCCUAGUCAAAACACCAAGACCACUGUGUCAGAAGGUCCCUCUCAAAUCAUGACAGUUCCGCAAGCCAUUUUGGAGCGCCAAGCGAGCCUUCGAGGCCAGUUCGGUCAAGUGCAAGAACUUACACUUUUGGUGGAGGAGUUGAAGCGAUUGAGACAUCAAGCAAGCGUCUUGGGCCUUUUAGGUGGGCCCUCGAGUGAACUAUGGAAGGAAGCGGAAGGUAUAGUCAACUUGGCUACUAUCGAUGAGGAUGAAGACCGUCGUUCACCUCCUGGUUCGCCCUCUUCACUCACUUUCAGUUUUGAUGAUUCAGAUGAAGAAGGCAUGAAUGUUUCGUCCAAGCACAACAUUACAGCGUCACAUCAAGAAAGUCAGCUGUAUGCCUCGCCACUCAGGCAACUUUCCAGAGGUUCACCCAAAUCUAAAUCUGUGCUGGACAUUCUUCAGCCCGGUCAACACCCCGAGAGCUCGACCUUACCUCAGCUUACUCCUUCCUCGCGCGCUCAAAAGCUUCCAUUUGAUACAUCCUCUCUCCGGGAUCUUGUGAUUCGCGCUGGAGUGGUCACACGUGCUUUGAAGGAAGUGAUUCGGAAGGCCGAGGGUGUCGACCCAAACCCGGAAGAUUUAUUUCCUUCCGAUCCUCCAUUUCGACGGAUUUUCGAUCAGCCCUCCCUUGCGAGCUUUGAGGCUGCGAUGGCCGAGAUGCAUUGA